GUUUGAAACCCCCAAGGCCUAAAAUCCGAGUGUCCGUGGCCAUGACCGUGAGUGUCCAUCUUCAAAGUUCAAAGCUCAAAAUGGAUGCCGAUUGUUAUUCUCUCUCCGAUGUCCUGGCAAUUGCCAGUGUCCAUCCAUUCUACUCUGACGUUGUCUAUCCUCCUACUCGUGAGGAGCUGCCCUCCGUUCUCGCCAAGGCAAGAGACUCGGGCAAGGGCGAAUUGUUAUCUUUUCCUCUCACCCACAAAGAGCAAUUAUAUUCACAAAUCGCACGCCUCACCCUCGAUAAAGACCCGCGCAAUGGCUACCGACUUGGCACAUACAUCAGCACAACGGGUGGAGGUUCGGGAGGACCGCCUAUGGUCUUUGCGACUGACUCCAUUGAAACUCGUAAGCAGCGCGCUGCGUUUGGCUCAUUAAUGCGGUCCUGCGGGGUUUUUGGUCCCGGGGACUGGAUAUGCACAAUGCACGUAGUAGGGCAUCUCUAUCGAGCCCUUGACCUCAUGACGGAGGUGUUUGAAGCCUCCGGCGCCACUGUGCUCUGCGCGGGAAACGAAAUGCCCCUCGAGCAGGUGGUGGUGACGAUUACUCAAUUCGGCGUCAACGCUAUCGCCGGCGAUGCAGGGCAGUUGGUCCAGUUGGCACAAUACGUUGCCGGACUGCCCGAUGCGCAAAAGCACACGCUGCAGACGCAGAUCAAUAAAGCGCUGUACACCUCGGAGCCCAUGACACCCGCACAACGCAGCUUCCUGAAAUCCGUCUUCUCUAAUCUCGCCAUCUCCUCCGUGAUUGGCAGUGCAGAGGCCGGCCCGUGGGGUGUCUCAACGAGUGAGAUGACCGAGAGCGCAUCGCAGCACAAUUACGAAGACUUUUUAUAUGACGAUCGUCUUAUGCAUCUGGAGGUUCUCCCCUCCUCCAUUCUGGACCCAGACCACACGGAUAAUACACCAACUGCGCCCGUUCCGGACGGUGAAAAGGGCCUUAUGGUCCAGACCUCCCUACAGCGUCUGCGUCACCCUCUUGUGCGCUACAUUUGCGGCGACGUUGCCUCCUUUCAACCCCUCCCCGCAUCCCUCCAGUCCCAACUAACGCCCGAAGAUGUAUCGCACUUGCGUGUCGCGCGCGUCUACGGCCGUGACCGGAACAUCAGUUUUGACUGGUAUGGGGAAUACUUUGAAUUCCCAGUCGUGCAGCGCUUGUUCCAGACCGAGUCCUGGGGCAUUCUGCAGUACCAGAUCAUCCGGCGGUAUCCCGAGGCGGACACGCAGGAGCUUAACGUUGUGCUUGAGAUUCGUCUACUGCGAGACUCGGGCGCUGGCAAGAUCAGUGAUGUGGAGUUGACGCGGGAAAUCAAGACCUUUUUCUACGUAUUCGAGUGCAACGAGGAGCUAUUUGAGCUCAAGCUCUUGCCUGACUCUAGCGGAUUUAUGCGCAGUACGACGGGUAGGAAGGUGAUGAAUUUUGUCGACUUGACUAGGAAAUGAAUAGAGGAACGGGCUAGUCCGUAGAAAAGGCAGAAUAGAAAUGUUGACAGUGAGCCCAGCCCGUAGAAUU
Penicillium brasilianum is the source of this 1554-nucleotide messenger RNA. The record is from the annotation of a GenBank genome assembly. Lineage: Eukaryota; Fungi; Ascomycota; Eurotiomycetes; Eurotiales; Aspergillaceae.